Messenger RNA from Mus musculus (house mouse), 6644 nucleotides. It is a transcript of the gene Gxylt1, whose product is annotated as glucoside xylosyltransferase 1. Gene Ontology annotation, molecular function: glycosyltransferase activity; UDP-D-xylose:beta-D-glucoside alpha-1,3-D-xylosyltransferase activity; UDP-xylosyltransferase activity. Gene Ontology annotation, biological process: protein O-linked glycosylation via glucose. Lineage: Eukaryota; Metazoa; Chordata; Mammalia; Rodentia; Muridae. The transcript is spliced from 8 exons. Gene Ontology annotation, cellular component: membrane. The record is from RefSeq and is marked validated. The coding region runs from base 99 to 1406 and encodes 435 amino acids.
CGCGUUGCGAUUCUUCGUAGUUCGCCCGGGCGGGCGCGGCGGCGGCGGCGGUGACGGCGGUGACGGCGGCAGCGGCGGUGGCGGCAGCGCGGGCCGGGAUGCGGCGCUACCUGCGGGUCGUAGGGCUGUGCCUGGCCUGCGGCUUCUGCUCGCUGCUGUACGCCUUCAGCCAGCUCGCGGUGUCCUUGGAGGAAGGAGCUGCCGGGGGCCGCAGGCCGCAGGCCGCGGUAGUUUCCUGGCUGGCGGACGGUGGACGCGGCACGGGGAGAGGCGCGGGCAGCGCGGGCCCGGGCCGGACGGGCAGGUGUAAAGAGUUCUCUCUGAGUUACUGGAAUCCCUAUUGGAUGCUGCCCUCUGAUGUUUGUGGAAUGAACUGCUUUUGGGAAGCGGCUUUUAGGUAUGAUAUGAAAACAAGGCCCGAUGAGAAAAUGCACCUUGCUGUUGUUGCCUGUGGUGAGAGACUGGAAGAAACUGUGACUAUGUUGAAGUCAGCUCUGAUUUUCAGCAUCAAGCCACUGCACGUCCACAUCUUUGCUGAAGACCAACUGCACGAUAGCUUUAAAGACAGACUUGCCAGCUGGUCCUUCCUGCGGAGAUUUGACUACAGCCUGUACCCUAUCACCUUCCCAGGUGACAGCGCCGCGGACUGGAAGAAGCUCUUUAAGCCCUGUGCGUCCCAGAGGCUGUUCUUGCCAUUAAUACUGAAAGAAGUUGACUCACUGUUGUAUGUGGACACUGAUAUCCUUUUUUUACGACCUGUUGAUGAUAUUUGGUCAUUACUAAAGAAAUUUAAUUCCACACAAAUUGCUGCGAUGGCACCAGAACACGAGGAGCCCAGAAUUGGAUGGUAUAAUCGCUUUGCCCGGCACCCGUACUAUGGGAGGACGGGCGUGAACUCUGGAGUGAUGCUGAUGAACAUGACCCGGAUGAGGAGGAAGUACUUCAAGAAUGAUAUGACAACUGCGCGGCUACAAUGGGGGGACAUACUUAUGCCACUGCUUAAAAAGUACAAACUGAACAUCACGUGGGGCGAUCAGGAUCUGUUAAAUAUCGUGUUUUCCCACAAUCCAGAAAGCCUCUUUGUUUUUCCAUGUCAAUGGAAUUACCGACCAGAUCACUGUAUAUAUGGGAGCAACUGCCGAGAAGCAGAAGAAGAAGGAGUCUUCAUUCUUCAUGGAAACAGAGGUGUUUACCAUGACGACAAGCAGCCAGCAUUCAGAGCUGUGUAUGAAGCACUAAGAAAUUGCUCUCUUGAGGAUGAUUCCGUCCGUUCCUUACUAAAACCUUUAGAGCUGGAGCUGCAGAAGACAGUUCACACAUACUGUGGAAAAACGUACAAAAUAUUUAUCAAGCAGUUGACAAAAAGCAUAAGAAACCGUUAUGACACGCCACCGAAGGAAAGGUGAUUCUUCAUGACCGAAGGAAAUGGAUGAGACAAGCAACGCCUCAGGAGAUGUGAAGGAAUAGACUGGAAAAGGAUUUAGGGAGGCAUUUCUGUCUCCACAAUAAUUCUCUUUGGAAGAAUUAAAGAGCAGUAUAUUCAUGUCAUGAAGAGUAAGUUGAACUCUUGUGCUCCAGGGAGAAGACAGUCGGAUCUCUGGUAUUUUGUAACGUUACUUGGUGUCAUUCCAGCAGUAGUGAAAGCAUUGGACAGUGUGGGCUGUGAGCUGGGUUGGCUCGUAAUCAAGUAAGGAAGGCCUGGGAGGGUGGAUGGAGACAAUGUACCUCGACGUGGUGGAGACUCAAGCUGUGAGUUUAGCAAUAACUAUGUCAGCACUAACCUCACUUUACAGUGGGAGAAAACGUUUACAGGAGCAGAAAGGUUCUGUUUCUUAAGAAAUGUGAUGUAACCAAUGUAACCAUUGACAAUCUAUGUACCCGCAUACAUUUCAUCUCUGCUCUACGAUAUUUGGUGACAAUCAUGUUUGAGAUUAUUUGUAGAUUUUAAGUAAGCUGCACAUUUAAAAAUUACCUGUAUGAGAAAGGAGGAAAUAGUGAAAACUUAAAGGAGGCAUUGUGUGUGUGUAUGUGUGUGUGUGUGUGUGUGUGUGUGUGUGUAUGAGUGUGUGUGUGUGUGAGAGUGAGUGCGUGCGUGUGUGUGUGUGUGUGUGUGUUGACAAAUGAAGUGUGUUCAUUUUGUAUGUAUUAAAUUGUCUUGCCAAACCUAAGCUCUAAGAUAUUUGGGGACAUUUUAAAAAAUCACUUUAAGUGAGAAAUUUCAGCUUUACUGGGCAUUCUGGAAGCAAAAUAUAUUAUGCUGAGAAUAAAGUAAGAAUCUAAUCGCAACACUAAAAGGACUGUGGAAAAUGCAACGGACCAAAUACAUAAGCCUGUGAGGUUAACAGUGGUCCAUUCAGACUUCCCUUCUACCUCAAGUGCAUUUCCAGGAUCCUUUUGAAGAGAAAAUUCAGAGCCUUACUUUAGAUUAGACAGAUGUGGUGGCUGGUUUGGAGGGAGAAGAUUUUUAUAUCUAGCUGUAGAAAAAGUUUUGAUUUGGGUAAAUGUGCAUUUCUUAUUUUGAACACCAUUGAAGACAAUUGCCUUGUUAAACUCUGGAAGAGUGCUCCUUGCUCGUGUUGCCUUGACACCUCACGGACUCUGAGCGGGCAGCAUGUGCUGUCCUGGGGCACGUGAUCUCACGUACUGGGGCUCAUGUUUCUUCCUACCAGGUGCUCCUGAGUCCUGGUCUGUCUUCUUUUUCUCUCGGAUUUUUAAACCGUACAUGAAGAAAGGGAAGUUAUGAAGGAACAGUAUCGGUUGUGAUGGUCCUGUAUCCUCUGGGAAUAUUCGGAAGACGGGAUCAGUACAGUUGUUCCAGCUUCUGUAGUUCACCAGAGACAGACUGAGAAGGUCUAAAAUACCAUCAAAAGGAUCUGCGCCCAGGGGAGGAAUUGUUAACUAGCUCAGUACUCAGACAGGUUGAGGGAGCAGCAGCCAGGGUUCCUUGGCAGAACGCCAUCGUAAAGGCAGCCCCUGUGGACGGUGUGCAGUGUAGCUCGUUAGGGGGGACCGUGAGGGGGAACCUUAUCCGUUGGCUGACGUGAUAUGAGAGAACUUGCCAAAGUCAGCUGUCCUGCAUCUCCUACACCUAGGAAGGAGUCUUUAAGACAAUUUUUAAAUGAAGAGAUUAAAAACUUACAUCAAAGUAGAGUAGGGCUAUACCUCAAUAUUCAGAGUGCUUGCUUUAUGUGGUCAGGGCCCGGCAGUACAGAAAAUAAUGGAAGAUGAGAAGAGGUAAGAGCCUCGUGCAGCGGCUCUCACUGGUCAGUCUGUCACCCGUCAGGGUCUUGCUACAUUUACUUCAUUUAUUCCUUUCUUAUGUUAAAGUCUCCGGCAGGCAUCGUUCUGUGUCCCUGCAGUGAGUGCUUUGGUACUUACAAGUGACUAGAGCAACUAUAUCAUCCCCAGCAAGAGCAGCAGCUGGCCUUUGGUUCCAGCUCCUCCCCAGUCCUUAACCCAUUUCCCUGCGUGUCUUAGCUACGCAUGGGACAUGGUGAUUCUGCUUUAAAUGAGUUCCUCAGAAGGAUCCGAUAUCAGCUAGUUUAGGAAGCAUGGAAAUUAUUACGCUAUCUUUAAGGUGGAAGUUAGGAUGUCACAGUUAUUGGCACAAUUGCUAAAUUGUAAGUGCUGUUUUGGAUAGAGGAAGCAGUGGGGUUUUUGACAGAGGGAUUCAUAUGAGUAAGUCCCUUCAGAUGCCAUUUUCUCAGUAGCUGAAGACUCAGCCCCACGUGUUCCACUGUGAUUGACUGAGGCUGUUUAAAGAAAGGAUUUGAAAAUGCACCAAACUUCAUUUGUAUGAAAAGAGUUUGGAAAAACUCUAGAAAGUGUUUUAAGAAAAUGCAGUUUUCCUUCAUGAAGACGUGCUCAUGACCUACGCCACGCCUGUCAGUGUAAUGAGGAGAACAGAUGGGGACUGGCAUGGACUCCCCUCUUUGUGGGCUUGGGAGGUGUGCUGACUGCAGUGCCAAAGAGGUGAGGCCUGGAAGGGGUGACUGGAGGAACGCGUGGAGCUCCUCAGCCAUGCCAGUGUUGAUGGAGCCCGGUUUUACCGCACACGGGCUCCCCCGAGGCUGGGAGCAUUCUGGUUUCUCCGGUGUAGAUUUGUUGAUGGUAUGUGGGAGGAACAGAUGCCAAGGAAGAGGAAGUAGAGAAGAAAAGGAAGAUGGAAAUGAGUAGUCAAGGAAGAGGGAAAGAGAGAGAGGGUUAAGAGAAUGGCGGAAGGCAGAGUGAGAGGAAGAUGGAAGGAUAGUGGGGAGACAGGUGCACGUGGAGGAAACUGCGGAAACAUGGGGUCCCCUGCCUAGGUCAGUGCUCGCUGUGCACUGCCAGAACCAGCCUUGUAUGAGCCAUCGAUGCUAGGCAUGUUUCUUGGUCACCUUGUUCACUGGUCCUUUAGUGGUAGUUGUCUUUUUUUUUUCUUUCCCUGUGGAAACACAUAUUUUCCAUUUUAAUGUCCUUUAGAGGAGGUCUGUGAAGGGAACUGCAUUGAAAUGUCUAAAUCGCCCACUGGUUUUCCCUAGCAUGAUAAUGAGAGGCCAGUCUGGCCAUUUGUUUGUUUGUCUGUUUGUUGUUUUUAAGUCUAAAAGAUAUUUCCAGCUUUUAUAUGAAUAUCUCCUCUCAGGGAGUACUGAAAUGUUAUAAAAUAAUCCUUAGCUUGUGGCGUGACCUGGAAUGGUGGCUGGGACAAGGGUUACGUCUGCUUUUUCCUCAGCGGGGAUACUUUCAGCUGAACCGUUUUCAGUGGACUCAAGAGGACGGGAGACGGUAGACAUAGUAAAAGAAAAACCUUAAAGAAUCGUCACUGUCAGACAGAGUGGCGCAGUCAUUACCAGCACUUGGUGCCAGCACCCACAUGGUGGUCCACAGCUCUCUGUAACUCCAGUGCCAAGGGAUCCAACACACUCUUCUAACCUCUGUGGACACCAGACACAGGUGGUGCACAUAACUCCACACAGGCAACACAUAUAUAUAACCUAAAAGCAGUAAAAAAUACUCAGUGCCCUCUUCAGUUGCUUGUAGUAAAUAGCACAAGCACAGCCAACCUCUUUGAGAUGUUUUUAGAAAGAUGGUUGAGCUGUCUUUUCAAAAAUGUUUUUGGUUUUUUGGAAUAAAGAAGAAAAAUAGAGUGUGCAAUAUGUCAAAUGUGGGGCCAGUUAUCCAUUUAUUAAGUAUAAUUUCAAGUGUCUUAAAGUAAUAAUCGCCUUACUGCAUUUUAAUAUUCAAUGGAGGUAGACCAAGGUGACUGGUUUUACAGUAGUCAUCUUUUUCUACAUUGCUAAAGCAGCCCUUCUUUCUUCUAAAGCUUGCUAACUUGUUCUAAUGUUUCUUACUUUUUUAAUUCAUUGAAGAUAAAAUUAAAAAACAAAACAAAACCCUGAGUUAUAUAGAUUUAAGACAGCUGUCUAAAAGCUGUUGUUAAUAAGGAUCAAAACUGGGCAUGGUGGCACGUGACCUGUCACCCAAUACUUGGGAACCUGAGGUACAUGCAAGGCCAAUGUGGCCUUUGCUGAGAUCUUGUCUCAAAAAGCAAAAUAAAAACAAACAAAAAAAACCCCAAAACCCCCCAAAAACAAAAAACGCCUCUAAAAGUGUGUGUUAAAUCAAAUAUGUAGUACUUAGAGAAUCAUGAGAUAAUGUGUAAUUGUAUAUUGGCCCGGGCAAUCUACAGUUGAUUACAUACCAGUGUCCGGUUUACUUUUGAAAACUUGUCACCUCAUCCUGGCUAACAAGUAUCUCCUGGGAUUUCCUUAAACUUUUCUAUAAAUUUACGUUUCAAACAGUCAGGAGCUUUGUAGGGAGUGUCUCUCAAUAAUACUGUGAACACCAGAUAUUUUACUAUCAAACUUGAGCACUGAUUGCGACCUUUGACCUGUGGAGAUUACAUAUGCAGUCAGACUAUUAGAGCGUCUUCACACAGCAGACCGUGACCGCUUCUUCUAAAAGUUGAUUAAGAGAUCGCAACAGCCUAUAUGCCAUUUGAAAAGUAAACUGUCUCACUGUGGUAGUUCAGUAGGGAUACUUCUAUUUGAACUGUUACAAGUGGGUUUUUUUAAUAAUUAAAAAACCUAUAAUAGCUAUUUUCAGCUUUUGUAUAAAAUCUCUUCAGGGAAUACUGAAAUGUUAUAAAACAAUCCACAGCGUGUGGUCUUGUUCUGGACCGUGCCUAUUCGGAAUUGAGCAGAGCAUGCCUUUGUUACAUGAGCUCCCACCGAUACGUGAGAGCUGGGAGGGAGGGAUUCUGUGAGCUCUGGAGCAGGGCAGAGAGAUGGAAAUGAGAACCCGGAACAGUGCAAGGGUUCCCUUCUGCCAAGCAGUUUGCUUGGGUCUGUUGCUGUGCUGAGCGCAGUUGUCUGAAGCUGCAGGAAGACGUCAUGAUGAACCAUGCUGUGUAGACAUUACUGCCUCGAAACUGCUUUUACCUUAAAACGAUUUUGGUUUGCUAUAAUGUGAAUAUCUUUUAAGUCACUUGUGUAUCUUGAGAACUCGUAACGGGGAGUGUAGAAGUGUAGACUUGGGGUCUAGCUUACCAGUAUUGGAAGAUGCCUUGUUCCGUUCUGGAGGUUCAGCUCAGGUGUUUCGUGAGAAACUGUAUUGCUGUUACUAAAUAUGUACUCAAUAAAUGUUGGAUUUCCUCAUGUGUCUAA